Messenger RNA from Linum trigynum, 270 nucleotides. The record is from the annotation of a GenBank genome assembly. NCBI's taxonomy places the organism in Eukaryota, Viridiplantae, Streptophyta, Magnoliopsida, Malpighiales, Linaceae.
AUGGUUGUCAAUGAUGUAACGACAAUCGGGAAUGCCUCUCUUCCUUCGUUGUCUGAGGGUUGCUCAGAUACUCCUUCUGAAGGCGAGUUUAACCGGCGGCCGGAGUGUGAUACGCUCGUCGAUGACCGAAUUUCCACCAUCGAUGGUUGUUGGAUCAGAAAUCCUUCCAACCGACGGAAGGUUGUUAGGGGAAUAUCUCCGCUUGAUAUGGUCUCCGAGACUAAUGGGAUUUUUAAAAUUAAUUAUCAAUUCCCGUUAUCUUGGCAAUAG